AGUUGUAAAAAUACAUGUUUUCAUUUUCAUGAAGUAUUAAAAACUUGAAAACAAAGCUUGCAUCGUUUGCAAAUUGCAUUUUAAAGAUUAAGAUAAAAUCUUAUUAAUAAGGAACUCACAAUCUUGCUUCUUUUCAUUUGUACUUUACGUGUUAGAAUCGCCAAAUAGUUGUGUGCACCAUGUUUUAUCUAAUAAUUUUAAUGUUGACUUUUAAAUAUUUGUAUUGUUCUUCCAUAAUGGAUAUGACAACGAGUUCAUUUGGUAGAAGUAACAAUGGUUUUAUCGCUGCAUUUGGUGACUUCAACUCGGACGAAUUGACUGAUGCUUUUAUAAUAAAUGGUUCGAGUGUUGAAGUGCUCUUGGCAUACGAAAAGGAACCUUUUUUGCGACCAUCAUCUUUUGUUUGUUCUUUUAAUGAUCUCGUGAUAACAAGCAUAGUGCCAGGUGACUACGAUGGAGAUGCUUACAUGGACAUACUGUUCACGACACAAAUUCAAAAUGCUACAUCUAAUUCACAUGAAGUACGCAUUUUAUGGGGAGGCGCACCCACCUUGAACUGUUCAGAUGCGGUUUCGAUCCGAGCUACAACAAUAGGCCAGCCAUUAGUGUUAGAUUAUAAUCGUGACAUGAUUUUAGAUUUAUUUGGCAUCAAUUCUAAAAAAGAAAGGGUGUUUUGGGUAUUUGAUAAAACCAGAUUGAAUCCAAUUGAAAUUCCAAUGAGCAAAGAUUUGCUUAAAGAAGUAAAACUCCCGCACUCACAUUCAUUUUUGGACGUAAAUGAUGAUAAUGCUGCUGAUCUGUUGGUCACAACUAAGUUGGAUAUAGAAGUUUGGUUUAAUGAUGAAGCUGGUGGAUUUACAUACAACUACAGUAUUGAUUUACUUGUUGGACAUCCAGCAAUAUACGGCCAGGCUUUAUUAACCGAUGUUGCUUUGUCGGGACAAUUCUAUGUAGUAAUACCAGUUUGCUAUGAUGUGGAAUGUUUAAAUAGCACUAUACUAAUUUAUGACAACAAACAAUGGCAUGAUCUUCAAGUGGACUUUAAUGAUGGUAAAGGAACUUUAUGGCGAUUUACCCCUCCAAGAGAUGAAAUAUACUUGGAUACUAUAACAAUGAGAAGUGGUGACUAUAAUAUGGAUGGGUAUCCAGACAUUCUGAUGACCCUAAGUCCAGUAAAUAGCAAUGAAACUGCAGUUUUUCUAUUGCAUAAUGUACCUUGCACCUCAGUGGGUUGUAAAUUUUCAAGAACUUUUCAAGUGCAGUGGGAGAAAUUUGAUACAUUUGGUAGAAAUGUUGUGAUGGCUACAUUUUACGAUUUUUACAUGGAUGGUGUUCUUGAUGUUAUUUAUAUUAAAAAGAAUACCACUUUGCAGUCAUAUACUAUGAAUGCAUUUAAAAAUGAAUUGGAAUAUGAUACAAACUUUAUAAAGGUUAUUGUUGUGACUGGGCUCUCCAAUAAAAACAUACCUGUUAUUAAUGGAACCUUGUACAAUAGGAAAGUAACUUUUGGCACUAAUUUACCUGGACCUAAAAUUGGAUACAAUACUUGGUCUCAAGAAAGUACCUACAGGACAGGAGUGUGCGCCCAACUUUCACAAUCUGCUUAUUUUGCAUUGCAACUGCCUUAUUCAAUAUUCGGACUGGAUAGGACACCUAAUUUUGUAGACACACUAAAUGUUGGUCUAUCAGGAUACUCCAAAAGCUGGACUCAAAUAAUCCCCAAUUCACAAAUAGUUGUUAUCCCAGCUCCACCAAAUGACCCAUCACAAUGGCAUGCUCAAUUAUUUGUUACACCAAGCAAAGUUAUUUUGAAAAGUGUUUUUGUAUUAACUGCCAUUAUUGUUAUAAUAACCGCUUGUGUGUUAUAUUUACAUUGGAAAGAAAGGAAUGAUAGACAAGAUAUUAUAGAAAUUGAUGAAAAGACAUAUGUAAAGAUUUAGAUCUCUUUUUAAAUGUGAUAUAAUUAAUAUAUUAUUUUAACAGUGUUAAGCCCACAAUAACAUAUUUUGCCUAAAUGGGCUAGCUGACUGUUACCACCGUUAUUUUUUUAAAAAAAAAACAAUGAUAGAGUUUACAAAGUGUUUUUCGAUAUUUAAGACUCAAAGGUGGAAGUGCCUUUACUAGACCAUACUAUAUAGUUAGGAGUUAUAUUUUAAAUUAAUCAUUCUUUACUUUAUUAAAAAGUCUGUGAUCACUUUAUAUUAAAUGUUAUUUUCACAAACAAUGAGUACUCUCAAACAUAUUUCCUUUGUCAAAUGGGGAUGUUUCCUAAUGUUACAAAUCCAAAUAAAGUUAUGUUUAAUAUUUAUACAUUAUAUAUUUACAUAAUAAAAGCAAUUCCAAAAAUUAGGAAACAUCCCCAUUGCAUUUAAAGUAAAAAACAUUGUAGUGUCCCUCACACUAUAAGAUUUUUAACCACAAACUUCAUGGAGGUGGGAUCGAUGGAGACUGAUGCGGUCACCUAUGCGGUAACAGUGUGUCGAACAUUUCUUUCAAUCUUCAGCUCUAUACGAAGUAGUUUAACUUUAAUGUGUCAUUAAUUAAUUUGCGUGUAAAUAUGGUUUUCCAAAGGGGGGGGAAGGUCGAUAAGAUCGUGUUGUGCCCCGGGCGCGAGAUAAGCUGCUAUGUACUUCUUGUGAAGGACUGUAAAUUCUAAUUUUAUGUAAAUAAAGCUUAGUUUCCAAUAAUUAUAAAAUAUGUUUUUAAAUGUUGUUUUUCCCCUUUAACUCGAACUCGUCCCGUCACAUAGUUUUAGUUAAAUUGUUAUUGUGUCCACAUAAUUGCGGUAGAAAGUUUAGCUUAAUUUUCUCCGCUUGUUAAAAGUCAGAAUCUUAUAGACGUUGUAAAUUGUUCUCAUUCCUAGAUCAAACAGACUUUAAUAAUAAUAACAUACAAAUUAAUAUUGGUGUAAAUUAUAAUAAAAACGAAGACAAGUU
Messenger RNA from Papilio polytes (common Mormon), 2936 nucleotides. RefSeq names its product T-cell immunomodulatory protein. The transcript has 2 exons. Lineage: Eukaryota; Metazoa; Arthropoda; Insecta; Lepidoptera; Papilionidae. The record is from RefSeq and is a predicted model, not a curated record. Gene Ontology annotation, cellular component: plasma membrane. Bases 180 to 1940 code for a protein of 586 amino acids.